Molecule: messenger RNA, 3856 nt
Organism: Melospiza georgiana
Lineage: Eukaryota; Metazoa; Chordata; Aves; Passeriformes; Passerellidae
Gene: TTLL11
Product: tubulin tyrosine ligase like 11
Exons: 9
Coding region: 1680-3248 (522 amino acids)
Biological process (GO): microtubule cytoskeleton organization; protein polyglutamylation
Cellular component (GO): cilium
Molecular function (GO): tubulin-glutamic acid ligase activity; tubulin binding
Source: RefSeq, a predicted model, not a curated record
UCAGUUUAUAAAUAGGUUAAUAAGAUCUGGGCAAGGUUUGAAGAGAAAAAUUAACAAAAUUGAGAAGAUAAAUCCAAGGAAAACUCUUUAUUCAAGCCACAUGUGAUUCUGGAAGCUCUCCCUUUCAGACAUUUAGAGAAAUAGCAGUAAAAUCCUUUUUCAGACCUCAGUCAGGGAUGGCCAGAGCCUUGGAGCUGGUUGCACUGUUACAGCAGGACCAGCAGAGGGAACACGGGUGUUGCUUCCAGGAUCCAUGAAAAUAAUGCAAAAAAAGGUCCUGGAAGUAGUAAUGAAAUGCAUGUAUUUUAAAUAAGUGAUGUGUCAGGGACUGCUGUUCUACUGUUAUCCCUUGUAUAAUACUUUUGAUCCUUUUUCCUCCCUGUUUUUACACUUUCCUGUUCUUGCUUUUGUUUCAUUUCUGCUGUUUGCUGCUGGGUGUGUUGGCUGGAAUAUUUUAUUGGGAGGAGACAAUAUAAUGUGCUUUUUCAAGUAGGCACCUUUUGAUCCAUAACUUUUUCUGUAUAAUGUGCAUUCUUACAGUGUCACAUAUCCAUGUUUUAUUAUUUUAAUAUCCAUUAGUGAACUGACAUAUGGUAAAUGUCAUUGUAAGACACACAAAAAAGGGAAGAAUAAACAUUGGUGACAUAUUCUGUGGCACUGAUAUGUGGGGAAGAGGUGAAGGAGUGCAAGACAGCAAGCUGACCAUUGAGAUUCUGUUCUCAGAAGCAAAAGACAGGAAAAAAAAUCCAUUUUUUUUUUUUCCAGCUUAGGUAAUUUUGAGUAAAUGAAGCACUGAGGUUUGCUGGGCUGUGUGGGUGGACCUUCCAAGAAACAUUGCAGAGCUCCCCUGUGUGUGCCAGCUCCUGUGCCAGGCUGGACCAUCUGAUGCAGCGUGGCACAUCCUUUAAAUGAACAUGAUAUGCCAAAUGAAAUAAUGGGCACAAAUUGAGCUUGCAUCCCGAGUUUAUUCAUCUCUUAAUAAAUUAUUUCUUCAGCAAGCUUUCAAUUACCAGGAAAAUGGAAGAAGCAGAUGUCCCAGGCAUCAAAUGUCCCAGCGCCGAGCGUUCCAUUUGUCUCGCUGUUUGGAGAGUUUCCGGUUUUAUGCUGGGAAAAGCUGAGGGGAAAACGAGUCAUUUAACCUGUCAUUAAACAUGAUGGAACAGACUGAUGGGACCUGUGAGACAAUUUAAAUUAUUGGCUUCUAAUCCAAAGGUAGAAAUGACCUGUCAGACAGAUUUGACUGGGAUGGAUUAUUAAUCAUGUCAAACCUGUGGAAACAGCUCUGUUCUCUUUAUGGCUCCUUGUUUAUUCUUUUCUGACAAAUGUUGCCCAAAUCUGACUAAAAAAGAUUUAAAGGAUUUUAAAAAAGGAUGGCUCCAGCCACCUUUCUUUUUCAGCCUCUGUCCCACAGCAGGAGCUGGGAAUGUGCUGCAAAGGCCUCUCCCCCAUUAUAAGAUUAAUUAAUAUCUGCCUGGCACUGCCAGAGGCACCAAAUAAUCGAACUUGGCUCCUCUCCAAACACCACUCUUAUGUAAAGUGUGGUGCAGAGGUUACAGAAUCCAGCCCAGCUCAUUCAGGAGUUUCCCUUUGGCCGCCGCCUCCCGUGUGACAUCUACUGGCACGGGGUGUCAUUCCACGACAGCAACAUCUUCUCAGGGCAGGUCAACAAGUUCCCAGGCAUGACGGAGACGGUUCGGAAGAUCACCCUGAGCCGGGCCAUGAGAACCAUGCGGGACCUGUUUCCCCUGGAGUACAACUUCUACCCUCGCUCCUGGAUCCUGCCAGAGGAGCUGCCUCUCUUUGUGGCUGAGGUUCGUACGAUGAAAGACAGCAAUCCAUCCUGGAAGCCCACUUUCAUUGUAAAGCCUGAUGGAGGCUGCCAGGGGGAUGGAAUCUACCUCAUCAAGGACCCAAGUGACAUCAGGCUGACAGGGAGCAUCCAGAGCAGGCCAGCUGUGGUGCAGGAGUACAUCUGCAAACCACUGCUCGUGGACAAACUGAAGUUUGAUAUUCGCCUCUAUGUCCUGCUGAAGUCCUUAGAACCCUUAGAGAUUUAUAUAGCCAAAGAUGGACUUUCUAGGUUUUGUACAGAGCCCUAUCAAGAACCCACACUCAAAAAUUUGCACCAGGUUUUUAUGCACUUAACCAACUACUCACUAAAUAUCCAUAGUGGGAAUUUCAUCCAUUCUGCCAGUGCGAACACUGGCAGCAAGAGGACUUUUUCAAGCAUUCUUUGCAGACUGUCUUCCAGAGGAGCUGAUGUCAAAAAGCUCUGGUCAGAUAUAAUUUCAUUGGUGAUUAAAACAAUUAUUGCACUGACACCAGAACUGAAAGUUUACUAUCAGUCUGACAUACCAGCAGGAAAGCCUGGGCCAACUUGCUUCCAGAUUUUAGGGUUUGACAUUCUCCUGAUGAAAGACUUGAAGCCUGUGUUACUGGAAGUAAAUGCAAACCCCAGCAUGAGAAUAGAACAUGAGCAAGAGCUUUCUCCUGGAGUAUUUGAAAAUGUCCCAAGCCCUGUUGAUGAAAAAGUGAAAGUUGCUGUCAUCAGGGACACUCUGCGGCUGGUGGACCCUCAGAAAAAGAAGAGGAAGGAUACUCAGUGCCAGAGCCCGGAGCAGGCCCCGGGAGGCAGCGAGGAGCCGCCGGACGCCGCCCCCAGCCCCGAGGCCGCGCUGCCCUCGCUGUGCCUCAAGCAGGUGUUCCCCAAGUACGCCAGGCACUUCAGCUACCUGCGCCUCGUGGACAGGGUGGCCGCGCUCUUCAUCCGCUUCCUCGGCGUCAAAGGGACCACCAAGCUGGGCCCAACGGGGUUCCGCACCUUCAUAAGAAACUGCAAACUGAGUAACAGCAAUUUUUCAAUGGCAGCUGUAGAUAUCCUGUAUAUUGAUAUCACAAGGAGGUGGAACAGCAUGGGCAUUGACCACAAGGAAUCAGGUAGCCCAGGAAUGUGUCUGCAAGCCUUUGUGGAAGCUUUCUUUUGCCUGGCCCAGAAGAAGUACAAGGCGCUGCCGCUGCACAAGCAGGUGCUGUCGCUGCUGGAGCUGUGCGAGUGCCGCCUGGCCGCGCUGCACGGGAAGCGCCUGGUGUGGGGCUGCGGGCUGGCCCAGCCCCGCGGGGCGCUGCGGGCAGCGGGCACCGCGCCGGGCCCCGGCGCCGCCCGGCCCCACGGCCCCCCGGUGCUGCGGCUGCAGAAAUCAUCGCACCAGCUACGGGCGCUCAUGUGCCGGGACAGGACCGGCAGUUAAUCCCCGGCCAGGCACGGGUCCUGCUGGAGGAGAGACUGGCGAUGGAAUCCCUCCAUUUCAGAGUGACAAUUAUUUAUUUUCAGCUGUAUUUUUUAUUUAUGCUUUUCCAAAAAGUCUACUGCAACCUCCCGUUUUCAAAUAAUGACUCUGGCAAUGACUAUUUCUUCACCUCUCUGUGGGAUUCACUGUGCACAUCCCGUGACAAACUGCAUUCAUCCUGUGUGUGGAAAAGGACCAACCCACACGGGAUGAUAACCAGCAUCAUGGGAUUGCCUGCACUGACUGAGGAAUUACAUUGCUUUGUGUGCACAGGACAUGUCACAGCAACCAAGGAAGGAACUGCAGUCACAAAUACCAGACUGGAGAACUGAAAUCUGAAACUGCACUUGUGGUCAGACUUCAGGCCUUGACUCUCUUCUUUCCAUGGCUUGGACUGUAGGUGUUGGAAUAAAUACAGAUUUGGUCAAUAUCUAUGUACUUAUUUUUUAAAGUCAGUCUUAAAGCACUGAAAUAAUAUUUUGGGUUAUACUUCUUUGUACAUGUCUUUGCCAUGACAAGUACUGUUAGUUUUUUAAAGAACUAAAACUGUUUAUCCUUUUGCUUCCACA